Messenger RNA from Cyprinus carpio (common carp), 1230 nucleotides. RefSeq lists its product as uncharacterized. The record is from RefSeq and is a predicted model, not a curated record. Gene Ontology annotation, molecular function: 2 iron, 2 sulfur cluster binding; ferrous iron binding. Gene Ontology annotation, cellular component: mitochondrial matrix; cytoplasm. Lineage: Eukaryota; Metazoa; Chordata; Actinopteri; Cypriniformes; Cyprinidae. Gene Ontology annotation, biological process: intracellular iron ion homeostasis; iron-sulfur cluster assembly.
AGACUAAAAGGCGUAUAAAUCCGCUAUUUGAGUUUUCAAGUGCGUCAUUUCAGAUAUCAUGGCGGCUUCACUUGCGAAGAAAUGCGCGUCACCGGCAAUUCUCAAAACUCUUUCAGCUCCUCAACUGAGGAUGCAAUGCGAGUAUCACAAAAAGGUUGUGGAUCACUAUGAGAACCCAAGAAAUGUGGGGUCAUUGGAUAAAAAUGCCAAGAAUGUGGGCACAGGUUUGGUUGGUGCCCCUGCUUGUGGAGAUGUGAUGAAACUGCAGAUCGAGGUGGAUGAGGCUGGGAAGAUUGUAGAUGCCAAGUUUAAAACCUUCGGCUGUGGCUCUGCUAUUGCUUCAAGUUCCUUAGCCACUGAGUGGGUGAAAGGCAAAUAUAUUGAUGAAGCCCUUAAGAUAAAAAACACUGAGAUUGCUAAGGAGCUAAGCCUGCCACCAGUCAAACUGCACUGCUCAAUGUUGGCUGAGGAUGCCAUUAAAGCAGCUUUGGCAGACUACCGUCUGAAACAGGAAGUUGAACUGGGUCAGAAGACCGCCAUGGCCCGCAACUAGGAGGCGCACUUGAUCCUCUAAAUCAGUGGUUCUCAACUGGUGUGCUUCACGACCAAAAGGGGUUUCAGGUCUGUUCUGAUUGGGUCGUGGGGAGCAGGAAAAUAACAGUGCUAAAUUCCAGUAUUAAAAUCCAACUAAACGUAUAAACAUGCAAAGUUAAAAUAAGCCAAAAAAAAAAGGCUUAAUGUCUUGGAAGAGAACAAUGCAUUUAUUUUCUUCCGCUGUGCGAUGUUAUUGAUUUUGCAUACUGUUGAGUCUGCACAGUUCAUGGCAAUUGUAAUGAAUCUCAGCAAUUGAGGUUGGAUCACCAUUUGAUAUCCAUUGUAAAAUCGGGGUCUUGAAACAAAACCAGUUGAGAAUCAGUGCUCUUUAUCCUCCCUUUGAGUUUAGACAAAGCUCUCUUCAACUCUUGCACUGUAGCCAGUCUUUUAAACGCACAAUGUAAAAGUACUGACCCACACUGUUACAGUCGAAGCCAUAUUUGUUAUAGAUAUGUUGAUGUAAUGAAAAAGAGUGUCCGUGAUUUCACUUGCUAGCUGAACACGCACAAAUUAUCUUAUUCUAUUUUAGUUUGAAAGAACGAAGAUGUGAUUUAUGAUGGUGAUUUAUGCUGCUGGGCUUUCAUUUGAUGGCCUUUCAAACAUCAGUAUUUUAAAUAAAGCAUGUGUAAACCUCAA